CGGGGCAGUACACAACUUUGUCAUCGCAGCAUUUUGGUUCCACCUCUUCAUACUCCUCGACAUUGUCCCAGUCGUUUAUAAGCUUACCGUUGCUUUUGGAAAAUCAGUAUUUCUGUUUGUCGUUGUGGGUAUUGGAUGAAUAUUUUCAACGCACAGGAGUAGGACUAUGAUAUUAUGUCGCAGUCUGUGAGUGCGUAAAGGAUUCGUGAUGAUUUCUGUUUUAACCAUGGAACAAAGAAGGUACGAGGGAAGAGGGGCGCGAGGACAUUUACUCUGCUGCUUGGUUGCUGUCUUUUUGUGGAGCGUGGCCGCAGCGCAAAUACGAUAUUCAGUCUCUGAAGAAGUUAACGAAGGAACUGUGGUUGGAAAUAUAGCAAAAGACCUGGGAUUAGAUAAGAGUUCAUUGAAAGGCAGGAAGUAUCGGAUUGUUUCUAGUAAUACAGAUCCUCUUUUCUACGUGAAUCAAAACGACGGUAUCCUUUACGUGAGCCGGAAAAUCGACAGAGAAGAGGUGUGUGCGCAGAGCAGUACGUGUUUGAUAAAUCUGAAAACUGUGCUAGAAAACCCCCUGGAGGUCCAUUAUAUUGAAGUGGAAGUUCUGGAUAUAAAUGAUCAUUCUCCCAGUUUCCCCGAGAAACAGAUAAUAUUGGAGAUUUCAGAGUCCGUUUUGCCCGGAGUCCGUAUUCCGCUUAAAGCAUCAAGCGAUCCAGACGGAGGCCCUUUCUCUGUUCAGCGAUAUAAACUCAGCCCUAAUGAUCACUUCCAUUUGGAAGUUAAAGAUAAGGGAGAAGACGGUAAAAUACCAAUAUUAAUUGUGCAAAAGUCUUUGGAUAGGGAGGCAGCGAGAAGCCACUCAUUAGUGCUGACGGCACUUGAUGGGGGGAAACCUCCGAAAACUGGCAAUGUGAAUAUUCUAGUAAAUGUUUUGGAUAUCAAUGAUAACGCGCCUGUUUUCUCUCAAGAUGUUUAUUCUGUGAUGCUUGAUGAAAACGCUCCAGUAGGCACAGCAGUCGCACAAGUGAAUGCGACUGAUUUAGAUGAUGGCCCAAACGGAGAAGUGGUUUAUUCAUUCAGCAACAGUGUCAGUCACAGAUUACUUAAAACGUUUGAUAUUAAUCCAUCUACAGGUGAGAUAACUGUUAAAGGCUUAAUAAAUUAUGAAGAGAAGGACAGGUAUGAAAUUGAAAUUCAAGCAUCAGAUAAAGGUCUGGCUCCACUAGUGACACAAAAAAGCGUCAUAAUUAAGAUAGUUGACGUGAAUGAUAAUGCACCUGAGAUUGAAGUCACGUCAUUUUCAAGCUCAAUCCCUGAAGAUUCCAGACCAGGAACUACAGUUGCUCUUAUCAGUGUAAAUGACCUGGACUCUGGUCUCAAUGGAAAAGUUUUUUGUUCCAUAAGUGAUGAUGUUCCGUUCACUUUAUCACCAUCACUGAAAGACAAAAUGUAUUCAUUAGUGACCAAAUCGCCUCUGGACAGAGAGAAACAGUCACACUAUGACCUGACAAUAACUGCAAAAGAUGCUGGUCAACCUCCAUUAUCAUCUGAAAAGACAAUAAGCGUCGUGGUGUCAGAUGUGAAUGACAACAGUCCUGAGUUUUCACUCAGUCCUUAUACUUUCUAUGUGGCUGAAGCUAAUGAGCCAGGUACCUCUGUGUUUUCUGUUAAAGCUUUUGAUCGGGAUGAGGACGACAAUGCACUUAUUACAUAUCAUAUUCUCAGAGAUGGAAGUGAAGGAAAUAAAUUGUCUUCAUUUUUAAACAUUAAUAGUGAAAAUGGAGUCAUCACUGCACUGAAAAGUUUUGACUUUGAAACAGUGAAAACGUUCCAGUUCCAAGUUGUGGCCACAGAUUCUGGAACUCCGUCACUAAGCAGCAACGUCACAGUGAACGUGUUCAUUCUGGAUCAGAACGACAACGCUCCAGUCAUCCUGUAUCCAGUCAGCUCAAACGGUUCUGCUGAAGGUGUGGAGGAGAUUCCCCGCAAUGUGAACGCAGCACACUUGGUGACUAAAGUCAGAGCCUAUGACGCUGAUAUAGGAUAUAACGGCUGGUUACUGUUUUCACUGCAGGAAGUGACUGAGCACAGUCUCUUUGCUUUGGACCGCUAUACAGGACAGAUCAGAACACUUCGCUCAUUCACAGAGACAGACGAGGCUGAGCAGAAACUGGUCAUACUGGUCAAAGACAAUGGAAACGUUUCCCUCUCUGCAACAGCUACUGUCAUUGUCAAAGUUGUGGAGCCCAAAGAGGCUUUUGCUGCUUCUGAUGUUAAAAGUGCAACAAACGAUGAUGAGGAGAGUAAUGUCACUUUUUAUCUCAUGAUAACUUUGGCCUCAGUUUCAGCACUUUUUCUCAUCAGCAUCAUCGUGCUCAUUGCAAUGCAGUGCUCUAAAUCCACAGACUACACUUCCAAAUAUCUACAAGAGACUAAUUAUGACGGGACACUGUGUCACAGCAUCCAGUACAGAUCUGGAGAGAAACGCUACAUGUUAGUGGGACCCAGAAUGAGUAUAGGAUCUACUAUAGUCCCGGGCAGCCAUGCCAACACACUGGUGCUCCCCGACAGGAGGAGGACAUCUACUGAGGUAGGCAUGUUAAAACACACUUUGAUAUAUAACAACCACUAUCUUUAAAUGUGUCAUACUAGUUUUAUGUCAGAUAAGGUUAGAAUUGUUUUGAUUUUGCAAUGUCACUCUACCCUUUUAAGUCUGUGUCCUAUCUUAUGUAGAGAGUGUGUAUUGAAGUUGUUGGAAGCUUUUGCCUUUCAGGGGAACUUUGUUGACAAUAGAAAAAGCUUGUGGUCAUGCAGGAACUGCAUACUGAAUACAACUCAAUAAUUCAGGUACACAUAGCAAGCACAUUUUGAGCAGGAGGGAAGUUUAGUGACAAUUGUGACUUGUUUGUUGGCUGGGCUGUUUUGUUUGUUUGCUCCUUAACACACUAAGAAUGAACAAAGCUUUGAAGAGGCUGUUGUAUUGUGUUUUCAAUUAUUAGCAAUGAACUAGUUGACAGUUAUUUCCUUUAAUAUUGCAGUUCAGAUCCUUUUUGUUGUUGUUAUUAAAAACAAGUAUCUUUUAGAGGUAAAUCUGGAUAUGACACUGAAAGUGAAGUAAUAUUUUACUAGUCACCGUGUUAACAACUUACAUUACCACAAGGUUCUAUUUUGCCGAUAAUGGGGUAGAAGUUUGAUCCCAAAACUUGUAAAACCCAUGAAAACAUUAUUAAAGUUAAAACAAUGUAAGAGCUUAGUAUUAAUAAUGGCUGAAAUUUCGGCAUGGAAGUUUGAAAUGUAUGCAACAGUAUAACAUGUAGCCAAAGACAAUGAAUUACCAAGGUGAAGGGGGGCAAUUUAAAUAUGUAGUAUGGCAAAAAUAUUGGAAAAAAAAAUAGAAUAAUAAUUUGAUUAAUGUAUGACAUCUUGCUUAUUAAAGCUAUACCAGUGACACGAUGAUGUUGACAUUAUGUGGGUAAUAACCUGUCUUGAAAAAAAGAUGCAAGACGUAUUUUCUUUGUUUUCUUUGUCUUUUAUGAUUUUUUAUGCUAUGAAAUACUUCAAACUUUUUUUUAAAUGUACUUUUAUUCUAUGAACGAUAUUUAGAAAAAAAAGAAAAAAGGCAUACACUUGUACCGAGCUCAGUUAUUGUUUGCUCGUGGAAUUACGUCAGAGGAGUCAUUUUUUCCAAAUAAAAGGAGCAGAAUAACGAUAGAUAUACACACAACACAAGAAGUAAAGUCUGGCCUAUUGACUCGUAUAGGGUGUCAUCGAAAAAUAAACCAUGGUUUAUGGUCCAUUGCUGUUAAAUAACAUCAGAAAUGCUAUUAAAAUAUUUUCACCAGUAAAAGAUACACACAACUGCAGUCGCUGUUCGCUGUCCAUGGUGCUGAAAUGUUUGAUAUUGUUACCCCCACAGUUGUUGAAUAGCUAUAGCUAUUCUCCCCCCACCCCUCCUCGACAUUUAUCUGAGUGAGGACAUUAAAACAAACUUAUAUGAAAAACAAAUGGUCGCC
Messenger RNA from Labrus mixtus (cuckoo wrasse), 4007 nucleotides. Its product is annotated as protocadherin alpha-8-like. Lineage: Eukaryota; Metazoa; Chordata; Actinopteri; Labriformes; Labridae. The transcript has a single exon. The coding region runs from base 209 to 2632 and encodes 807 amino acids. Gene Ontology annotation, molecular function: calcium ion binding. Gene Ontology annotation, cellular component: plasma membrane. Gene Ontology annotation, biological process: homophilic cell-cell adhesion. The record is from RefSeq and is a predicted model, not a curated record.